AUGGAACGUUCUGAGUCACAGCGACUUGGGGGCGAACAAAGCUGGUGGGGCAGUGCCCCCCAGUACCAUUAUAUGCCCUUUGAACACUGCACCAGCUAUGGACUGCCCUCUGAGAAUGGGAGCCUUCAGCACAGGCUCCGAAAGGAUGCAAGCUCCCGACCCAACGCCCACCCCACGCAGAUCUAUGGGCAUCACAAAGAACAAUUCUCAGACAAGGAGCAGGACAUGAGGAUGCCCAAGCAGAUGGGCUCAAGUGAAACCAUGGACAGCAAGGAUGAGGAUCAAUAUUCCAAAUGUCAAGAUUGUCUCCACCACCUGGGAAACAUUGUAAGAAGAAAACUAGGGGAAGACUGGAUCUUUCUGGUGCUUCUGGGACUACUUAUGGCUCUGGUUAGCUGGAGCAUGGAUUAUGUCAGUGCCAAAAGCCUUCAGGCCUACAAGUGGACCUACUAUCAGAUGCAGCCAAGCCUUCCUCUGCAGUUCCUGGCCUGGGUCACCUUCCCACUUAUCCUCAUCCUCUUCAGUGCCCUCUUUUGCCACCUCAUCUCUCCACAGGCCGUUGGCUCUGGAAUCCCUGAAAUGAAGACAAUACUUCGUGGGGUUGUCCUGAAGGAGUAUCUCACCCUCAAAGCGUUUGUGGCCAAGGUUGUUGCGCUGACUGCUGGGCUGGGCAGUGGCAUCCCUGUGGGCAAAGAGGGCCCAUUUGUACACAUUGCCAGCAUCUGUGCUGCUGUCCUCAGCAAGUUUAUGUCCGUGUUCUGUGGGGUAUAUGAGCAGCCAUAUUAUUACACUGAUAUCCUGACAGUGGGCUGUGCUGUAGGAGUCGGCUGUUGUUUUGGGACGCCACUUGGAGGAGUGCUAUUUAGCAUCGAGGUCACUUCUACCUAUUUUGCCGUUCGGAACUACUGGCGGGGAUUCUUUGCAGCCACGUUCAGCGCCUUUGUUUUCCGUGUGCUAGCAGUGUGGAACAAGGAUGCUGUCACCAUCACUGCUCUGUUCAGAACAAAUUUCCGCAUGGAUUUCCCCUUUGACCUGCAGGAACUCCCAGCCUUUGCUGUCAUUGGGAUUUGUUGUGGAUUCCUGGGAGCUGUAUUUGUGUAUCUGCAUCGCCAGGUCAUGCUUGGUGUCCGAAAGCACAAGGUUCUCAGCCAGUUCCUUGCUAAGCACCGCCUGCUGUAUCCUGGAAUUGUUACCUUUGUCAUCGCCUCAUUUACCUUUCCACCAGGAAUGGGCCAAUUCAUGGCUGGAGAGCUGAUGCCUCGUGAAGCCAUCAGUACCCUGUUUGACAAUCAUACAUGGGUAAAACAUGUGGGUGACCCUGAAAGCCUGGGCCAGUCAGCUGUGUGGAUCCACCCACAAGUCAACGUUAUCGUCAUCAUCUUCCUCUUCUUUAUCAUGAAGUUUUGGAUGUCCAUCGUAGCUACCACUAUGCCCAUACCCUGCGGAGGCUUCAUGCCUGUGUUUGUGCUAGGAGCUGCAUUUGGAAGGCUGGUAGGAGAAAUCAUGGCCAUGCUGUUCCCUGAUGGCAUCUUGUUUGAUGGCAUCAUCUACAAGAUCCUACCUGGGGGCUAUGCAGUAAUCGGAGCAGCAGCACUGACUGGUGCAGUGUCCCACACAGUCUCCACAGCUGUGAUUUGCUUCGAAUUAACGGGUCAGAUUGCUCACAUCCUACCCAUGAUGGUGGCUGUUAUCUUGGCCAACAUGGUGGCUCAGAGCCUGCAGCCCUCCCUCUAUGACAGCAUCAUCCAGGUCAAGAAGCUACCCUACUUGCCUGACCUUGGUUGGAACCAGCUCAGCAAAUUUACAAUCUUUGUUGAGGACAUCAUGGUUCGUGAUGUGAAGUUUGUUUCAGCGUCUUGCACAUACGCGGAAUUGCAAACCCUGCUCCAGACCAUCACAGUCAAGACUUUACCACUGGUUGAUUCAAAAGAUUCCAUGAUCUUAUUGGGCUCUGUGGAACGGGCAGAACUACAGUCCCUCCUGCAGCGCCACCUGAGUCCUGAGCGGAGGUUGCGGGCAGCCCAGGACAUGGCAAGGAAGUUAUCAGAGUUGCCUUAUGAUGGGAAAGUGCGGCAGACUGGGAAGAGGCUCCACGGCAUCCACCCCCAGGGCCGACCAGAGUCCUUCACCUUCGUGGAUGAGGAUGAAGAUGAAGAUCUCUCUGGGAAGAUCGAGCUGCCUCCUCUUUCUCCUUCUUACCCCUUUCCUGCUGCUCCACUGUCCCCCGAGGAGCCCAAUGGGCCCCUGCCCAGCCACAGGCAGCAGCCAGAUGCACCAGAGCCUCAAGGUGAAAGAUUCUCUCUGCGCUUCUGGUCCCUGAUGCGCUGCUUGCUGGGCAGAGAUCACCCCACAAAGAAGAAGACAAUUCAGGACCCAACAGAUCUAGUGGAUAACAUGUCGCCUGAAGAGAUUGAGGCCUGGGAGCAGGAACAGCUGAGCCAGCCUGUCUGCUUUGAUUGCUGCUGUAUUGACCAGUCUCCCUUCCAGCUGGUGGAGCAGACAACCCUGCACAAGACUCACACGCUGUUCUCACUCCUCGGCCUCCAUCUUGCUUACGUGACCAGUAUGGGGAAGCUCAGGGGUGUCUUGGCGUUAGAAGAGCUACAGAAGGCCAUAGAGGGGCACACAAAGUCUGGGGUGCAGCUCCGCCCUCCCCUUGCCAGCUUCCGGAACACCACUUCAACUCAAAAGAGUCUUGGGGGACCCCCCCUUCCUGCGGAGGAUUGGAACCUGCCUGAGAAUGGAACUGGGGCCACUGGAGCAGGGAAUGUGGUUCCAGCCUCCCCAGAGACCCCAGUGCCUUCCCCCUCUCCAGAGCCCCCUCUAUCCCUGGCUUCAGCCAGGGGCGAGGGGGAGCUGGAAGAGCUGGAGCUGGUGGAGAGUCCAGGGCCAGAAGAGGAGCUGGCUGACAUCUUGCAGGGCCCCAGUCUGCGAUCCACUGAUGAGGAGGAUGAGGAUGAACUGAUCCUUUGACCAUCUCCCCUGAACCUCCUCUUAAAGACUGUCUAGAGGCCUUAUGUCUGAGGGUGAAUUUUUGUGGGAAAGAAUCCUGAAGUUGGAGAGAUCACUUGAAUAUCUUGGCUCUUCCUGGGUAUUUUAAAACGUGAUACUGAUCGCCUUAGAGCAGGAGUCAGAAUUUGGGCAGGGAGUAGCUUUGUUCAAUUAUUUAGCCCCCUUUCUCCCAGACAUGUGGUUCUGAUGCCAGCGAAGGGCCCCUGAUAUUCCAUGGGGCUUCCUGACUUUUCCUGUUCUGUGGUGGAGUGAGAAACACCCUAUCUCUGCCUCCCUGCAACAUCCUCUCUCCCCUAAUUCCCCACUUGUCCCAAUGGCUUCCAGGCUUUGCCUAUCUGUCCUACAGUUACCAUAAAGGUUGUGUGAAGAGAGACCCAGAAUGACUGUGGUCUGCAAGUGCCAUAUAGGAGGAAAUGGGACUGCCUCAUGGCCUCUUCUGAUAGCCCCAGAAGAAGCCUGCAAACCAUCCGCAAGCAGCCUCUCCCAAAGUCUCCCCGACCUCCCACUUGCCCCACAUCCACUCCCCACAGUUCUCCUACAGACUCCUUCCUGUCUCCCACAAUUUGUCCCCAAGUCAGGGCCAUUACUAAGGCAGUAAAAGGCCACAUUUCCCCCUCCUUUGUCCCUUUUAAAGCAAUGAAGUGUGGAUAAAACAACUAUCAAGGGAGGUGCCUAAAAGAAAACAGGUCACCAAAAAGCUCUAUGUGGAAGGGGGCAGGUGCCUUGCUGCCAAGCAGU
Messenger RNA from Choloepus didactylus (southern two-toed sloth), 3750 nucleotides. RefSeq names its product chloride voltage-gated channel 1 (gene CLCN1). The transcript is spliced from 23 exons. Gene Ontology annotation, molecular function: voltage-gated chloride channel activity. Bases 1 to 2973 code for a protein of 990 amino acids. The record is from RefSeq and is a predicted model, not a curated record. NCBI's taxonomy places the organism in Eukaryota, Metazoa, Chordata, Mammalia, Pilosa, Megalonychidae. Gene Ontology annotation, cellular component: membrane. Gene Ontology annotation, biological process: transmembrane transport; chloride transport.